This is a messenger RNA of Trichosurus vulpecula (common brushtail), 625 nucleotides long. It is a transcript of the gene BLOC1S1, whose product is annotated as biogenesis of lysosomal organelles complex 1 subunit 1. Gene Ontology annotation, biological process: endosomal transport. The coding region runs from base 104 to 481 and encodes 125 amino acids. Lineage: Eukaryota; Metazoa; Chordata; Mammalia; Diprotodontia; Phalangeridae. Gene Ontology annotation, cellular component: BLOC-1 complex. The record is from RefSeq and is a predicted model, not a curated record. The transcript is spliced from 4 exons.
UCCGCGUGACGUUAGGCCACGUGACGCGGAUGCCGCGGAUGCCGCAGAGGCCGAGGCCGUCGCUGCCGGAGAGACCCCGGUGAGCCCAGACCCCGGCCCGGCCAUGCUGUCCCGCCUGCUGAAGGAGCACCAAGCGAAGCAGAACGAGCGCAAGGAGCUGCAGGAGAAACGGAGGCGAGAAGCCAUAGCUGCUGCGACCUGCCUGACGGAAGCCUUGGUGGACCACCUCAAUGUUGGUGUGGCCCAGGCCUAUGUCAAUCAGAGGAAGCUAGACCACGAAGUGAAGACUCUCCAGGUCCAGGCCGCACAGUUUGCCAAGCAGACAGGCCAGUGGAUUGGGAUGGUGGAAAACUUCAACCAGGCACUCAAGGAAAUUGGAGAUGUGGAGAACUGGGCUCGGAGCAUUGAGCUAGACAUGAGGACAAUUGCCACAGCUCUGGAAUAUGUCUACAAGGGGCAGCUGCAGCCAGCCCCCUCCUAGCUCCUUCCUUUCUCCUCCACAGCUACUCAGCUGGCAGCUCGGUCACUGAGCUCUCUGGCAUCUCUUCUGUCCCUUGUUUUCUUGGCUAACCAGGGGAAGGGGAGGUCAGCAGGAUUCCCAAUAAAGCAUGAGUGUCUGGCCACA